CCGGCCACCAUGACCGCCACGGUUGUACUCGGCGUGGACCUGGGUACCACGGCUGUAAAGGCAUGCCUGUUAUCUGGCCAUGCCCAAGUCCUCGACAGCAGUACCAUAGACUACUUAGCCCCUUCGCUUUAUCCUCCCGAUGCAAAACCAUCGAUAACGGAUGUGUCUUGCAUUCUCGUCACGGUUCGAGCGGCCUUGCAAGCCCUGGCCAUCAGCCAGUUUCCACCCACCGCCAUCGCGCUGUGUGGCCAGAUGCAUGGGAUUGUGUGGUGGUCGGCCAAAGAUUUGGCACGAGGUGUCGACCACCUCUUCUCAACCUCAUCCCCGACAUCGACAUCGUCGGCUCUUCCAUGGUCAUCGUUGAUCUCAUGGCAAGACGAUCGUUGUGACCGAGCUUUUCUCGACGCGUGCCGCCACCACGCCCAUGCCGACUUGUCCCCGCUAGCCUCUGGUUACGGAUUGGCCACCUUUGCCCAUGUCAUGCAACACACGCCGUCCGUCGUCAAUGGCUUGGACACAUGCGGGACGAUCAUGGAUUUGGUGGCCUUCGCAUUGUGUGGCCACACGACAUCGGCUCAAGCCACGAUGGACGUCACGAACGCGUUUAGCUGGGGAAUAUUCGACUCGACAGCCAACGCGUGGCCUUCCUCGUCGGUGGCUGCGUUGGGAAUUCCCGUCGAGAUGCUACCGCAAGUCGUGCCUUCAGGCACAGUCGUGGGGGUCGUCGUGUUGUCCAAUGCUUUUGGGGAUAUUCUGAAUAUCUCCAAGGCAAACAACGUGCGAGUGUACGUCCCAAUGGGCGAUCAUCCGUGUUCCGUCUUGGGAUUGCUCCAAGCUCAAAACAUCGAGUCACCUGUUGAUGUUGCCAUGAUUAACAUUGGCACGUCGGCGCAACUGUGCUUUGUAACCCCCCCACCAACGGACAACAUUCCCCCAAGUCUGUUGGGUAACAGCGCGAGCAGCUUUGAAAUACGACCGUAUUUCUUUCAGCAGCACCUUCAUGUGGCCGCCGCCUUGACUGGUGGUAACAUGUUUGCCUACUUUGUGGACAAUUGCCUGGCGUGGACAAAUGUCUUGGGAUCGGUUAAUCAUCCCAGCAAGUCUGUGGGCGAUAUCAAAAUGCAGCAAGACAACAUGUAUGCCAAGGUGAUUGCCGAAGGUCUGAACCACACAAACACAACGCUAAUCUGUCGGCCGACCUUUGGCGGCGAGCGCAACGACACGGCGGACAACAAGGGCGGUGUGAUGCUAAACAUGCAUCUGGGUAAUUGGUCCAUCGGGGAUAUGAGUGCGGCGCUGGCUAGGGGUAUCGUGGCCAACUUGGUGGCGUUGUUUCCACUUGAUAAACAAGCAGAGUUCAGUCGACGCCGGUUACUCGGCAGUGGCAACGCGUUGCUUCGAAAUGCGCUGCUGCAGCAUUUUGUCCAAGUCGAGUUGGAUUCAACGACACUGGAGCUGUGUCCAUCCAGUGACGCGGCGGCGGGCGCGGCGGCGCUGGUCGUGCAACUGGAACGAGCUCGUUGUGAACAUAUCAUUGAAUAGAUGUACCCACACUUGUGUAAAUAUGUCUUGUACAAGGCAUGUACUAAUACUGUGCAGUGCUCAACAUUCAACGGGUAAUAGUAUUACCGCGAAAUGUUUAAUUGAGAAAUUCGUAGAGUAAGAACCACUCAGAAAUAUAAUAUAUAUAUAGAUAUGUACUGUAUAUUUUUAAUAAAGUCCUUAAUUUUUUUAUUCUAUUAAAAUAAAAAAACAGUGUUCUUAUUUUAUAACUAAAAAAUUGUACUAUAUUUUAAUAUGUUUGGCCGCUUCUUCCAAGCCUGUGUGAGAAUACGUAUAGUAGAUCUAUAUAACCUUUUGCCUGCAUUAUUGCGGCUUAUUAUGGCCGAGUGCAUACAUUAUUGGAUACAAUAAAAAAUGCAAAACUAAACGAAUUGCAUCGACGCGCGCACAAAUGGACGUGUCAAUCCGUCAAGGAGUUAAUUUACAAGUCCAAGAACGAAUGCAGAACAAACCUCUGAAUACGUAUACUUGUACAGUAGCCAUAACGUUAAUGGUUAAAAUGUACGUCAACGAAUUAUGGUCAUUCUCCGAAAUACCUAUAAUCUUGCCGUUGGUUUGAUGUAUAGGCCAUCUCAAUAUGCAUUGUCGUCACCGAGAAACCGACGAACAAAAAAGGCUCGAAAAAUGCCGAUGACCAGCGCCCUACGUUACUAGUAGUUGUAUUGCAACCAUUGGCAUAUCAUUGGCAUAUUAAACGUUAAGAAGGAUCGCACGUGUACAGUAGUUGGCUGGAUUCGCCACGUAGUCGUCGUAAUGACACGGAGACGUAAACUGUUGGUUGUCGGCGUCGCUGCGAAUGAAGCUGUACCCGUAGUACGGCCCCAUGUAGAAGUCGUUGCCAGGGGAUCACUGUAGCAGCACGGUGGUCCACUGCGACCCUGUAAAUAUGAGAUAGACCAAACCACAGGUGGAUUCUGCCAUGUCGACCCUUGUCAUGGACUUAAAUCUCGAGACGAUUCCUUGUCAUCGACGUCAAAUGUAAUGUUGGGAUGAAGAGUCGAGUAGCGUUGGGGAAGGGUUGGGACGGCUGCUUUGGUGGGUAGUUGUUGUUCAGCACCUAAUGGUCCACGCAAUCGGUGGCAUUCACCAGGUCAGGUACAAGAGCCGACGUUAUUUGUUGCGGCGAUACAGCAUUCCUUUUCGCGGCAAUGUGCAGCAGUGACAUUAUUGUGGCUGUACAAGCACACACGCCC
Aphanomyces astaci is the source of this 2756-nucleotide messenger RNA. RefSeq lists its product as hypothetical. Bases 10 to 1542 code for a protein of 510 amino acids. Gene Ontology annotation, molecular function: sedoheptulokinase activity. NCBI's taxonomy places the organism in Eukaryota, Oomycota, Saprolegniomycetes, Saprolegniales, Verrucalvaceae. The record is from RefSeq and is a predicted model, not a curated record. Gene Ontology annotation, biological process: carbohydrate metabolic process. Gene Ontology annotation, cellular component: cytosol. The transcript is spliced from 8 exons.